This is a messenger RNA of Bacillus rossius redtenbacheri, 3234 nucleotides long. Its product is annotated as nucleolar protein dao-5-like. The transcript has a single exon. Lineage: Eukaryota; Metazoa; Arthropoda; Insecta; Phasmatodea; Bacillidae. The record is from RefSeq and is a predicted model, not a curated record. Bases 636 to 3224 code for a protein of 862 amino acids.
UCAGUUAGAGCAUCUUUUGCAUAAUUAUUGUCUACACGCUCUUCCAUAUUACUCAAUAAACUCAGACCAGAGCACAGAGUAAAGCCGGAUUGACAAUUAGCAUUCUCUAAAGAUUCAAGUACCUUAUCCUUCAGAGCUUCCUCGGCCUCGUCUAGGGCAGCUUCGUGUCUGGCGUAGGCAUCCAUGAUGUUCUGGUAGUUGGCGUACUGUGUAGACGUUUCAAACAAACGGCGCUUAUAUAUAAGUUAAGCGAGGAGGUAUUAAGAAACGAAGAAACGUUAAGCGCUGAAAUUAAUGUGUAUUUUUAAUAAAUGGUGAGUUCAGAGUAUGCUAAAUAUAAAAUUUAAUAAGUAUUUAAAGUAUAGUUAACGGAACCUUAGUGUGUAUAUAGCGCGUAUUGAAAAUUCUCAGAUAUGUGGUCGCUUUAUUUUGAGAUUAGAGUUUGAUGGAUCGUCACAUGCGAGUAAAUACUUUAAACACGCUAUCAAUCAAGCUAAACUUCUAGCGAUUGUAAGAUAAGCUGCUUAAUUCCGACGCUCUGGCAAAGAUUAGUUUAUCAAAUUUUUAAUCUGUAGAAUUUAGAUAAGUCAUUUGCGCCGAACGUUUCUACUGUGACUAUCAGUUUCGCUUUAAACAUGAUGGCGGGCGUAUGUCGGGAGGCCGGGCUCCCGUCUUCGUAUGCAGAUUUGCUAAAUAAACGCACUCAUUGUGUUUUUCUCAAAGAAAUCGAUUUAGUUUCGCGUGGCAUCGAGGAGUACAUUAGAAGAAAUGAACAUAUUUGUGACAAGACGGUGGUUGGGCUAGUAUCAGGUCUGCGUCGUGUUUUGAAAUCUCUAAACUCCAAGAGGAAGAAAAUUCAGAAGAAAUUAUGCUGGUUCGCCGUCAACGGUACUGAUACUGAGUGUACAAAAUGCAAAUUGUGUCAACAACAAUUUAAUUCUAGUUUUCAUCUAGGCGAACAUAUAUUAAAGGUUCAUCAAUAUAAAGUGAGUGAAUUAAUGAAAGAUGGUGACGAAGACGUGCAGUUUCGCAAGUGGUACCAGGAGGUUGUUCCAGCCAAGAUGUCUCGAUACAGCUUCGCUUCAUCAUCCGCAGGAAGCGUUUGCAGUGAUGUCAUCCCGGAGCCACACAACAAGGUACCUGUUACAAAGAGUGCUGUAGUAGAAUCUGAAGUUGCCGAGCCUGAGCAUGUGGAACCUGCCACUAUUGCUGCAAGUGUAAAUGAACUCGAAGAUGAUUUUAUCACAGAUCUAUUGUCUGAAUUAGAGCCUUCCAAUAAAUAUGUAAAUUGCACCAGCGAAGUGGAUAAGGAACUUUCAGAUACAUUAUCAAUUCUAGCGGGUGGCAUGGAUGCAUUAAUUGUAGAACAACCAGCACCGCUAUCGACCAUCAACAUAGAUGAUAUAAGGCCAUCGUCAUCCCCUACAACACAGAGCACUUCUAGCCCAAAACGCGAAAAGCGAAAAGAUACAUCUCCAGCCAAAAAACAACCAAGAAUAGACAAGAUGAUUCUUCCAGAAUCGCCACCGCCAUCAUCAAAGGCAACAGACGACGAAUCCAAACAUCAUCAUCCCCCAGCCCGAUCACCAAAUCCAAACAGGAGGGAUACGCCGGAAUCACCGCCAUCCAUUGACAGAGGUCCUCCGAUACAUGAGCAAGACCCCACGCCACCACCCUCAACCACCACUGGAUCACCGCCACCAUCGCCUCAACGUCAACCUUCGCCUCCUCCUCGACGCGAAGCAUCACCAUCACCCUCCGAAUCCUACUCGGUGGUGUCGUCCACAUCGAGGGAAGAAGACCAACGUUCAGCGCCCUCGCCACGAGUGGAGCGGGCGCCGUCCGUAUCUUCCUCGUCAUCGUCAUCGUCAUCCUCAUCCUCGGAUGACGAGCCACCGCCACCCAGCAUCCCCCCACCACCAAAGCGCCCAACAAAACGUACGCGUCCCGCCAGUAGUAGUGUACAAAAGGAAAAGAAGGUUAAAACAGAUACUCAAAAGCCGCCCGUUUCAAAGUCCAAAGCGUCAAAAUCUGCCGCCAAAAAACCGAAAUUAGUUUCAACUAAUAAUGAGCAACCAAGCAAAAAACGUAGUCCUCCUAAAAACCCAGAAUAUAAGCUAACGCGAUCAAAAAUUUAUAAUUUAGGCAUAGAGGCCCAAUUGAUAAAAUUAAAAUUAACUGCCGGGUUUGAGUUGGCAAAGAAAUUAAGUUCAGAAGCCUUUGUUCCACCAGCAGAGCGGGUGCCCAAAAAAGGUAAGAGGAACACAAAUAAAAAGCCUCCGGGUAUAAUAGCUCCCAAAUACAAAAGAAAAGUGUCCAUUCCAAAAGGUUCCAAACCCCCUACCUGGCGAGAUGUUUUCCAAGAUGUCACGGGGGGGAAAGGAGUUAAAACAUCUCCGUAUUCAGGUUAUCAAAUGAUGAAAAACUUUAUUACUCAGGUAGAACUUUGCGUAAAGCGCGAGGAUAACAGUUGCGUGAUGUCGGGUGACCGCCUUUUUGAAUUGUUCAAAGAUGAGAUUCCCGCAGUCGACACUUAUCAUUCCAACGACGGAGAAGAUGUUAUCUUUCCUAAGAUUUUCCUACAAAUAUUCGUGAAUAGUUUUUUGUGCAAAUUAGCGUGCGCAAUGUUCAUUCAAGCAACCUCCCGCAAAGCCCUGAAAUGUUCAGAGCAAGACCUGAGCACCACCCUGGCUCUUGACCAAAGCAUGUAUGGACAGGAAUCCCAACUGGAUCCUUCGGUAAUGACCGCCUCGAAAUGGACACACGUCCCAUCCCCAAAAGAAAUUUAUUCCCUCAUAUUCUUUGCACAAUGGCUUAUGAUAGACACUCCUCCCACAUCCACAGGCGCCGCCGUGGAUAUGUUGGACGACGAGAACCCGGUAAUGCACAGAUUGUUAAACUUUACCGUUCUCUAUCCGGGCCUUCACGCCCUGCGAAGUGUAAUGUUCAGAGUUUUGAAGGGCAUCAUAGCUCAUGUCCGCGUACUAAACUCCAAAGAAUCGUGGGUGAGUUGGAUAAAGUCAGAAAAAUCUAAUGUCGUAUAUCCUCUGGCUCAUUUGGUACAAGACGUUGCUAAUUUUGCCCUUGUUGUGACGGAGCAUUGUUUGGAUCAAGACUUGGACGUUGGAAAUUUGAUUGGAGAGGUGUUGGAGCGUGCUGUACGUUCUCCGUAUUCAAUUUGUAAUGACUUGGAUGAUUUUAUAAAUAAAAUUUCUAGAAACUAAUUAUUUUUUU